GUGUAUUCAUCCUAUAACUUGAUAAAGUGUGUAAGUGGCUGUUUAACUGAAAACGUCGCAAAGCUGUUGUUAUUUAACGUCACGUAGGAGCUAUAUAACGUGAUAUAUAACGUUAGACGCUAACGUGACAGCGCGGUUAGCAUGAAGAGUUAGCUAACGUUAACCGACAUGUAUACAAACGUAACGUUAACAUGACUCUGUUAGCUCGACCCACUCCAUUCAAAUGUGUGAGCCUGUUAUGUUUACAAACAAAAGCUUCAGUUAACGAUACUAAUACAAUAACACGACUUCAUGUAGCACAGAAGAUUAACUCCUCAUGUGUUACUUAGCUUUUGAUAAGUUAAGCUGCAGUUACUAGUUCACAACGUAACUCAGAUGAGAGCUCGUUGGUCCACUAACAGUUAAAGUAAGAUAACGUGUAGCUCCACGUCACUACACUUUGAAAAAUUAGCGUUAACUCACAAGAUGAAUAGCCUACAAAUCGUGGAUUAAUCUGCGCAUGUGAUGCUAGGUGACUGUGCGUUUCAGAUGCCUCCUAAAGCCAAGGCGGCAGGGAAAGGCAGAGCUCCGGCUAAGAGGAAGCUGGCAGAGGAGUUCCCACCCGGUGAGGUCCUGACAGACACUGGGAAGAAGGCAUGGAAGCUGGGGGCUCCAAUCGGAAAAGGGGGCUUUGGUCUCAUAUAUUUGGCUGAUGAGAAUUCUGCAAAACCUGUGGGUGCUGACGCACCAUAUGUCAUCAAAGUGGAGCCCAGUGACAACGGGCCGCUGUUCUCUGAGCUCAAGUUCUACAUGAGAGCUGCUAAACCUGACCUGAUUCAGAGCUGGAUGAAGUCUCACAAGCUGAAACAUCUGGGUGUUCCCAGGUACUGGGGCUCUGGUCUGCAUGAAAGAGGAGAGAGAAGGUAUAGGUUCAUGGUGAUUGAUAGGCUCGGCACAGACCUGCAGAAGAAGUUUGAAGAAUGUGGAAAGAGGUUCCCCAGAAAACUGGUCCUGCAGCUUGGUCUUCGACUGCUGGACACUCUGGAGUACGUCCAUGAACAUGAGUAUGUGCAUGCUGACAUCAAGGCUUCCAACCUCAUGCUGAGCCACAGUGAUCCCAACCAGGUUUAUUUAGUAGAUUAUGGGCUGGCAUAUAGGUACGCACCAGACAAUGUCCCAAAAGAGUACAAGGAAGACCCCAAGAGAUGUCACGACGGUACCAUUGAGUUCACAAGCAUCGACGCCCACAAAGGCGCAACUGCAUGUAGGCGGAGCGACCUGGAGAUCCUGUGCUACUGCAUGGUUCAGUGGCUGUGUGGACGUCUGCCCUGGGAAGACAAGCUGCAGGACCCCGUUUACGUCAGAGACUCCAAAAUCAGGAGCCAAGACGACAUCUCUGAAUUUAUGAACAAGUGUUUCUCCUCUCAAGACAAGCCAGAUGAGAUCCAGAAGUUCAUGGAGGAGGUUAAAUCUUUGGGGUACCAAGAUAAACCACCAUACGAGAAGUUACGCUCCGUCCUGCAGGCCGGACUGAAAGCUCUACAGGCUAAAGAUGAUGGCAAGCUGAAGUUCCCUCCUGCCAGUGAAGCCGUCUUACCUCCUGCCAAGAAGACCACCAAGAGAAAGAAACCGGCAGAGGAAGCAGAAGAGAGUGAGACUGAUGGAGAACCCAUCAAGAAAAAGAGUGCCCCAAGGAAAAAAGGAGAGAAUGGAGUGAAGAAAAGUCCCCAAAAAUCUCCUAGAAAAAAGAAGGUACCCGCCACUCGAAAACCACGUGAUCCCAAAUCCAGAUUGGUGGAAACAGGCACCCAGACAACACCUGGACUUGCCAAGAGUGCCAGAAGCAGAACCAAGAAAAGCGCCGACUAAAGCACCCACCUCUGUCUACACUCCUCUCCCCCCCUCCCGUCUCUCCCCCUCUUCUUAAGUCACCUUUUCAGUUUUAUAUGGUUUCUAUCUGUUACGCACUGCUAGAUGUUUAUGUUUGAUUGUAUUGAUGAUGUGUGGAUGAAGCCAGAGUCAUUGUAAUAAAGAGGAAAUUAAAUUGUCCAUCUUCUGGUUUUAAUUAAAGGUUUCAGGGUCGAUGACCAGAGUGUGAUGGAAAGAAAACUAAUUUUAUCAAGUUUUUACUCCCUUUUAUUCACAGUGUUACCAUGAUAUGGGUUUUUGAGAUAAAGUCAGUUUUUAUAGAUAGUAUACAAUCAUUUAAUGAAUACAGAAGCCUAAUGGCUGUUGGAUUAAGAACUUUCAGGGACCCACUCAACAAGCUUGGUUUUGGAGGUUUCUGGCAACAGUGAGUCCUCAACUCACUGCACAUUUGGUUCUCUUGAUGAGGCCGCAGUCAUUAACCCAUUGACGCCUGAAACGCCUGUAAAACCUCUGGGCAAUUUUAAAAUAAGCCCCUAAAACCUGAAGUUUUUCUGGAAAUUGAACAGAAGUGUGAACGCUUCUACUAAAUAAUCGAUUUUUCAGCCUCUGUAGCAGAUAGAAAUGAAAUUCAAAAAGUAUUUUAGAGCUUAUACAAAUACUACAAAACGACGUAUCCACUUUCCAGGCUUCAAUGGGUUAACUGCAUGUGGUUUAUAUGAGUAAUCCUCUGUGUGUGCCUAACAGAACAACUCUGCCUCCUUUUAAAAAGCUGUAUUAAAUGACCUGAUGGAUCCAUUAGGGGCACAAACACUCAACUCUGGCAACAACUGGAAAGAUUGCAGGACCAUGUCUAACAAAGCCAUGCCCCAGUACUGAGUUGCUGUUUUUUUAUGGACCUAUCUAGACUUUAGGCCUUAGUGUCAUUUGGAGUAGUUGUUGCCAUGUCUUUGGAUACUCCAGUGAAGAGAAGGGCACCGUGAACUAUCUGCUAAUGGUUUAAUUAUAUGUUAAGGACUGUUACCAGACAUGUGAGGGUAGAUGGCUUUAAUUACAUUAAUAUUCAGUUUUUAUGAUUGUCUUUUUUUGUCUGGUUGAACUAUCCUGGUUUGAACUACAGUUCAUGGUACCACCACUUUCUGACAGUUUACCCUCUGUAAAGGGUCAUUUACUGCUGCUUUGUAGAUCAGUUACUGAAAUUAAUAUUUUUUUGGGUUGCCAUGUUAUGAAAAAUCCUUCUGACUGGUGUUUUGUUUCUUAUUGGUAAUAAGACAAUUAUAAAUGUUUGCUAUCUAUAACUUAAUACUUGUGGGUUUAAGAUUUUCUAAUAAACCACCACAUCUCACAUAUA
Molecule: messenger RNA, 3196 nt
Organism: Centropristis striata (black sea bass)
Lineage: Eukaryota; Metazoa; Chordata; Actinopteri; Perciformes; Serranidae
Gene: vrk1
Product: VRK serine/threonine kinase 1
Exons: 12
Coding region: 505-1848 (447 amino acids)
Biological process (GO): signal transduction; peptidyl-serine phosphorylation
Cellular component (GO): nucleus; cytoplasm
Molecular function (GO): protein serine/threonine kinase activity; ATP binding
Source: RefSeq, a predicted model, not a curated record